AUGGCCGAUGCUUUCUCUAAAGAAGUUGGGCAGGAAUUGCCGCCCAACUCUCAAAGACCAGGAACACAACACGACAUAGAAAAAGAGCAUGAGAUUCGUCCAGAUUUAUCAGAAAAGGAUGCACUAAGUUCCCUCGGAUUUUCUGGUCAUGGGCGACCCCCGGACAGGAGGAGGACCUCUACUGACUCACAUGGCCUCCACCGAACACAGUCAGGUGUUGAUGUUGAGCGUGCUGAGAAGGAUUUCGCAGAACUAAGUCGAGAGUUAAGUUCGAUAAGCCGGCGGAUUUCGCGCACGCAAUCCAGAGCCUCAGGCGUCCGAGCGAAGGAUCUCGAAAAGGCUGUCAGCUCAUCCGACGACACGCUCGACGGCACUUUUGACCUGGAACAGACUCUCCGUGGUGCUCGCGAAGCAGAUAAUGAAGCCGGUAUAAAGCCAAAGUAUAUCGGUGUGAUAUGGGAAAAUCUCACUGUUCGUGGUAUUGGUGGUGUGAAGAACUUUGUCAAGGUAUUUCCUGAUGCCUUCGUCGAUUUCUUCAAUGUUCCCGGUACUAUAAUGAGCAUCCUGGGACUCGGCAAGAAAGGCAAGGAGUUCGAUAUUCUGAACAACUUUCGAGGUGUCGCUAGACCAGGGGAAAUGGUUCUUGUCCUUGGACGGCCGGGCAGUGGCUGCACGACUUUUCUGAAGGUCAUUGCAAAUCAACGUUAUGGCUACACUGGCAUUGAUGGGGAAGUUUUGUACGGUCCCUUUGACGCUGCUACAUUCGAGAAGCGAUAUCGUGGAGAAGCUGUCUAUAAUCAAGAAGACGACGUCCAUCAUCCGACGUUGACCGUGGGGCAAACUCUGGGUUUCGCACUUGACACAAAAACACCAGGAAAGCGUCCAGCUGGCCUCAGCAAAUCCGAGUUUAAAAGCAAGGUCGUCCAACUGCUGCUCAAAAUGUUCAAUAUUGAGCAUACUAUCAAUACUAUUGUCGGUAACCCGUUUAUGAGAGGAGUUUCUGGUGGCGAAAGAAAGCGGGUAUCAAUUGCAGAAAUGAUGGUUACGGGAGCUACGGUCUGCGCUUGGGACAAUAGUACACGAGGGCUUGAUGCGUCAACGGCACUCGACUAUGCAAAAUCUCUGCGCAUCAUGACCAAUAUCUACAAGACUACGACAUUCGUGUCGUUAUAUCAAGCAUCAGAGAACAUCUACCAUCAGUUCGAUAAAGUCAUGGUCAUUCACGAAGGACGGCAAGUCUUCUUCGGCCCAGCUGGAGAGGCACGGUCCUAUUUUGAAAGCCUGGGAUUCUUGGAAAAACCACGACAAACUACUCCAGAUUAUCUGACUGGCUGUACCGAUGAGUUCGAAAGGGAAUACAAAACUGGCAGAUCGCCAGAUAACGCGCCUUCGACCGCUGAUUCUUUGGUUGAAGCGUUCAACAAAUCCAAGUAUGCCGAGGCGCUGUCAACAGAAAUGACCCAGUAUCGAGAGACAAUCAAGGAAGAAAAACAAAUUUACGAUGAUUUCAAAGCUGCUCAUCAGGAAGCAAAACGAAAACAUACGCCGAAGAGCUCAGUCUACUCAGUUCCCUUUCAUACACAGAUGUGGGCCCUAAUGCAACGACAAUUUCUGAUCAAGUGGCAGGACAAGUUCUCCCUGGUAGUAUCCUGGAUUACUUCAAUUGUCAUUGCCAUUGUCGUCGGUACGGUUUGGCUCAAUCAACCUCAGACAUCUGCAGGUGCAUUCACUCGAGGUGGUGAUAUCUUCAUCGCCUUACUGUUUAACGCCUUCCAAGCAUUUUCUGAACUUGCUUCCACUAUGCUCGGACGGCCUAUUGUGAACAAGCAUCGUGCCUAUACAUUUCAUCGACCUGGUGCUUUGUGGCUCGCGCAAAUCCUGGUAGAUCUCGCUUUUGCAAGUGUGCAGAUUUUCGUCUUCAGCGUGAUCGUCUACUUCAUGACAGGGUUGGCACGAACACCCGGCGCAUUCUUCACAUUCACACUUAUCAUUAUCACCGGUUAUCUGUCAAUGACACUGUUUUUCCGAACCAUAGGAUGCCUGUGUCCAGACUUCGAUUACGCUAUCAAAUUUGCCGCUGUUAUCAUUACGCUGUACGUCAUAACGUCAGGCUAUAUCAUACAGUAUCAAAGCCAGCAAGUUUGGCUGAGGUGGAUAUUUUACAUCAAUGCUUUAGGUUUGGGUUUCGCAGCCAUGAUGAUGAACGAAUUCAAACGACUCACAAUGCGCUGCACGAAUGAAAGUCUCAUACCUUCAGGCCCCGGAUAUGAUAGCAUCAACAACCAAGUGUGCACCUUGCCGGGUUCCGUUGCGGGUUCCGUGGAAGUCUCGGGCACUGCUUAUGUGAAGACCGCAUUCUCAUACGAUCCUGCAGAUCUUUGGCGCAACUUUGGCAUAAUCCUCGUUCUGAUCGCUGUCUUCCUGUUUACUAAUGUUGUCCUUGGUGAGACUGUCAAAUACGGUGCUGGAGGGCGGACCGUCACAUAUUUCGCCAAGGAGAACAAGGAGCGAGAAGAACUAAAUCGAAAGCUUCAAGAGAGAAAACGACGAAGGCAAACCAAACAAGACGCCGGAGACAGCUCGGAGCUAAAGAUUACUUCCAAGGCUAUAUUAACAUGGGAGAACCUUACCUACGAUGUUCCUACUCCUGCGGGACAAUUGCGCUUACUGAAAGAUAUUUUUGGAUAUGUUCAACCGGGAGAACUAACAGCAUUGAUGGGCGCUAGUGGCGCAGGCAAGACAACUCUACUAGACGUACUUGCUUCGCGAAAGAACAUCGGAGUUAUCGGUGGAGAUGUGCUCGUCGACGGACAGAAACCAGGGGUCGCUUUCCAAAGAGGCACUUCUUAUGCUGAACAGUUGGACGUACACGAGGGUACUCAGACCGUGCGAGAGGCCUUACGCUUUAGUGCCGACCUUCGUCAACCUUACGAGGUGCCACGCGAGGAAAAAUAUGCAUAUGUGGAAGAAGUCUUAUGUCUACUUGAGCUCGAAAACCUCGCCGAUGCGAUUAUUGGGAGUGCAGAGAGUGGUCUCUCUGUUGAAGAACGGAAACGAGUAACCAUCGGGGUCGAGCUCGCCGCCAAGCCUCAGUUGCUUUUGUUUCUCGAUGAACCAACGUCCGGAUUGGAUUCGCAGUCAGCCUUCAAUAUCGUGCGAUUCCUCCGCAAAUUGGCCGCUGCUGGCCAGGCCAUUCUCUGCACAAUUCACCAACCGAAUAGUGCCCUGUUCGAAAACUUUGAUCGACUUCUUCUACUUCAAAAGGGAGGUGAGACAGUAUACUUUGGUGACAUCGGAAAGGAUGCGCAUGUCCUACUUUCCUAUUUCCGCAAAUAUGGUGCCAACUGUCCUCCAGACGCUAAUCCGGCAGAAUGGAUGCUCGACGCUAUCGGCGCUGGGAUUGCUCCACGAAUUGGAGAUCGUGACUGGGGCGAGAUCUGGCGGGCGAGUGAAGAACUCGCCUCGACGAAAGCUGAAAUUGUCGCAAUGAAAACAAGACGUCAACAGGAGGUCGCCAGUGAAUCUAGUCUGGAUGAAAAGGAAUAUGCAUCACCCCUGUGGCACCAAAUCAAAAUUGUAUCGUCGCGAACCCAUUUGGCGUUCUGGCGCUCACCAAACUACGGGUUUACACGACUUUUCAAUCACGUUGCCAUCGCAUUGCUUUCUGGUCUCGCUUUCCUCCAACUGGAUGACAGUCGUUCGAGUCUCCAAUAUCGCAUCUUCGUUAUUUUCCAGGUUACAAUCAUCCCAGCAUUGAUUCUUGCUCAAGUCGAGCCCAUGUACGACCUCUCACGAUUGAUCUUCUACCGUGAAUCUGCCGCAAAAGCAUACAAGCAAUUCCCAUUCGCCUUCGCCAUGGUUUGUGCUGAGAUGCCCUACAGCCUUCUCUGCGCCGUUGGAUUUUUCAUUCCAAUCUACUACUUGCCAGGCUUCAACAACUCGUCGUCUCGUGCUGGCUACCAAUUCUUCAUGGUAUUGAUCACUGAGCUGUUCUCCGUGACUCUCGGUCAGAUGAUCGCAGCCGUUACACCGUCAAGUUUCAUCUCGAGUCUGAUCAACCCAUUCAUUGUCAUCACCUUCGCUCUAUUCUGUGGCGUUGCAAUUCCGAAACCACAAAUCCCAGGCUUCUGGCGCGCAUGGCUAUAUCAACUCGAUCCGUUCACGCGUCUUGUCUCAGGAAUGGUCACCACCGAACUUCACGGCCUUCCUGUCGUUUGCCGUCCGAAAGAACUCAAUUCUUUCCCGGCACCUUCCGGACAAGACUGUGGUUCCUAUAUGGCCGAAUUCUUCGACAAUGGGGGCUCCGGAUAUAUCGUCAACAAUGCAACAGAUUUGUGCCAGUACUGUGCGUUCAAGGUCGGCGAUCAGUUCUACCGUCCUUUUGAACUGAACUUCGACGACCGGUGGCGUGACCUCGGCAUCUUCACCGCUUUCAUCGCCAGUAAUCUGUUCUUGUUAUUCUUGGGGAGCAGAUAUUUAAAUUUCAAUCGUCGCUGA
Molecule: messenger RNA, 4497 nt
Organism: Exophiala bonariae
Lineage: Eukaryota; Fungi; Ascomycota; Eurotiomycetes; Chaetothyriales; Herpotrichiellaceae
Exons: 1
Coding region: 1-4497 (1498 amino acids)
Biological process (GO): transmembrane transport
Cellular component (GO): membrane
Molecular function (GO): ATP hydrolysis activity; ATP binding; ABC-type transporter activity
Source: RefSeq, a predicted model, not a curated record